AUGGCCCAGGAAGCAGACCGCAACGCCGAAGACGCCCGCUGGAUGAUGGCCGACCUCGCCCACGUCAAGCUCCAGCUCGCAAAAGCCCAUGAACAGCUCACCUCCCUCCGCGCCGAGGUUGAGCAGCUCCGCCUCCUCCGACCACCCGGGACGCCAACGGCAGGUACAAUUAAGGAGGUGCCUAAUAAGAGCAAGCAGACUCGGACCCGCAUUGGCAUUUAUACCCCCGCGGAGCUCACCGUACUCGGCGAGGCGGCGCUGACCAAGCUGGAUCAGCACGUGCUCGAGCUCUCUGUGCAGGUCCACAACGACGACGCAUUCGAGAGCGCCUUCCGCGAAGCGGGGGCUGCGCGGGUGCGACCGCACUACUAUGAGAUGAGUGAGGCCGAGGCCGGCGUUCUAUUCAACGACACAGGGCUGAGUGCGGGUGAGCGGUGCUAUUGGGGAAUGGUACAGGCGGCGAAUAGUGUCGUAGAGAUGGGGUGGUACUAUGGGAACUGUAUGAAUAGGGUGAUGUAUAGCAUUACGAUGAUGGACUAUUUGGACUGGAGGGGCAUUGCGGGGGAGACUGGGGGAGGGCAGUGA
Molecule: messenger RNA, 585 nt
Organism: Morchella importuna
Lineage: Eukaryota; Fungi; Ascomycota; Pezizomycetes; Pezizales; Morchellaceae
Exons: 1
Coding region: 1-585 (194 amino acids)
Source: RefSeq, a predicted model, not a curated record